Molecule: messenger RNA, 1244 nt
Organism: Physcomitrium patens
Lineage: Eukaryota; Viridiplantae; Streptophyta; Bryopsida; Funariales; Funariaceae
Product: putative germin-like protein 2-1
Molecular function (GO): manganese ion binding
Source: RefSeq, a predicted model, not a curated record
ACCACCACACUGGUCUUGGUUUCUCGUCACUGUUUAUUUCCGUAUCACUCCACAUGAUCCACAUGAUCAGCAGCAUAUAUAUCCUUAUAACCUCACAGCCCAACAUCCAUCGGCAGCAACUACUCCAUUGUCCAUCUAUCUUACUCCACUUCCUCUCCGUUGUCUCAUCAGCUCCGACCUGCACCCUCUCCACCAUGAACUCGAUGUGGAUAACACUGUCUGUGUUGGUAAUGGUGGGUCUUGUACCCAGCCUCACCAUGGCGGCCGACGAGGACCCACUCCAGGACUUCUGCGUCGCCGACACCGCCUCCUCUACUACUAUCAACGGUCUUCCCUGCAAGCCUGCCGCUCAGGUGGUGGUUGGCGACUUCAAGUCUGUCUUGUUGAAGAACCCCGGAACCACAUACAACUAUAACGCUGUGAACGUGACGGCUGCCAACGUGUUCAACUUCCAAGGUCUCAACACCUUCGGCAUCUCCGCGGUGCGCAUCGACUUUGGGGUGGGCGGCAUCAACCCACCCCAUGUCCACCCCAGAGCGACGGAGAUUCUGUAUGUGCUGCAGGGGAGCCUGUAUGUGGGGUUCGUGAGUACCAGCAACACUCUGUUCGCCACCAUCCUCGUGAAGGGAGACUUGUUCGUGUUCCCACGGGGCCUGGUGCAUUUCCAGCUCAACGUGGGCACCGGCAUCGCAGCCGCAUUCGCGGCCCUGAGCAGCCAGAACCCAGGAGUGCAGCAGAUAGCGCCGGCAUUGUUCGGAACCGACAUCGACGAUAGGGUGCUGCAGAAGCGCUUCAGAAUCAACGCCAGAACCGUGAACACGAUCCAGGCUGCAUUCGCCCCAUAAGUGGCAAACGACCAUGGUUGACAAGGCGCUGCCAUGAAAAACAAUGAAAAUGUGCAAUGCGAUGGAAAGCGGCUCAUCCAUCGGAGUGAUAGUCAGUCAUCAGAGGCCGGGGUCUAGUAACUGGAAUUUGUAAGGUUGCAGUCGGUCAGCUGCGGCCACUAGGAUUUAUUAUCGAUGGCUUUCUGCCCACGUUGAGGUGCACUACGCCCAGAUGUGGAAGUUUGUGUUCUAAUUCCAAUUUCAAGUACGAUAAGGUAGGAGUGCAGCUUACACGAUCGACCAUGUCCCUUUUGUGGUACGCAAGAACGUAUGUGUAUGUGAUGCAGCAAUAAAUUGUUUGAAGGGGUAAUGUCUCAUCAGUUCAACGUCAAGACGCCCUCACGAGUUCGAGUUUUGCUA